CAGGAAAAUAAUUUUUUGACAAAUUGCCAGGUCAUGGAUCAGAGCACACAUCCUCUUCAUCAAAGGUUGUUCAUGCGCAGAAGAUUGAACCCAUGACUGUCUCUGAGCUUAACCAAUUUGUUAUCACUUCUGAGUCUCAGAUAAUUGAGUUUCUCUGCACUGCUAAGGUGACCGGUAUCGACCAAGCUGACGGUUGGUGUUAUAUUGGGUGUUCCGUGUGUUCAAAGAAGCUCCUCCGAGAGACCUCUUCCUUCACAUGUGUUCCAUGUAAUGUAACUAAUGCUGUUGCAGCACUGAGGUACCGGGUGACCCUGUCUGUGUCAGACAGCACUGAUACUGCAUCUUUCCUCGGCUUUGAUAUUGAGAUGGCUAAACUGACUAAUAUUCUAGCAUCUGAGGCUUCGCAGAUUGUGGUGCUGAUGCUCGGGUUGAUACAGAGCUUCCUCAGGCCCUCGCUGAGCUUGUGGGGAAAACAUACACCUUCCAGCUUAAGCUGAACGACUUCAACUUUACCUCAAAGCACCAGACCUUCACUAUCUCUCGCAUAUUCCCGGAGCGAGCCCUUGCACCUUUGCCAGCCUUCGUCGUUCAAGAAAGUGGAAAUAACCCUGAUGAGCCUGUUGCUGAAGCUGUUGCACCAGAUACGUCUGCCAGAGUUGGUACGACUUGCAACGAUACAUGAGAGCCAUCUGCACCGGAUGCUUCUGGGUCCGAGCUUUCAACAUCGACCACAGGCCAAGUAGCUUCUGGUGGAAAUGAGCGGAAGAAAGCCCGUGUCGAAUGAGUUCACUGCAAUAACUUGAACAACCACUGUUUCUAUUUUACAAAUUAAGCUUUUUAUCUUUUUCUUUCCGUCAGUAUCUCUUAUCCUUUUGUUUAAAAACUCAGUGAGGUGGUUGCUCAU
Brassica oleracea var. oleracea is the source of this 904-nucleotide messenger RNA. RefSeq lists its product as uncharacterized. The transcript has 6 exons. NCBI's taxonomy places the organism in Eukaryota, Viridiplantae, Streptophyta, Magnoliopsida, Brassicales, Brassicaceae. The coding region runs from base 93 to 497 and encodes 134 amino acids. The record is from RefSeq and is a predicted model, not a curated record.